Oncorhynchus keta (chum salmon) is the source of this 3246-nucleotide messenger RNA. RefSeq names its product serine/threonine-protein kinase SIK1-like. Gene Ontology annotation, molecular function: protein serine/threonine kinase activity; ATP binding; tau-protein kinase activity. The transcript is spliced from 13 exons. Gene Ontology annotation, biological process: intracellular signal transduction; protein phosphorylation; microtubule cytoskeleton organization. The record is from RefSeq and is a predicted model, not a curated record. Gene Ontology annotation, cellular component: cytoplasm. The coding region runs from base 412 to 3246 and encodes 944 amino acids. Lineage: Eukaryota; Metazoa; Chordata; Actinopteri; Salmoniformes; Salmonidae.
UGAGCGGCUGCUACGGCCUAUUCAUUGUGCAAACCUCGUGAAGACCACUUUUGAGUCACCGUGUCCAUCUCCAAGCUACCUUUCCCGCUCCACGAGAAGCGCGCGGGACAGUUGCUCCGCAACUCUGACGCAAGCUUGACGUUAAUUAAGUGUGUUUUAGUUCAUUAUGGCAGGAGAAGAUUUCCAGCCGAGUUUGAGUUACAGAGGUUGUGUGGAUUAUUGCAUACCAUAUUUAUCCCCCGUUAUCAAAAUAUGAGGAACAAAUCGUCUGUGCGCAGUUAGGGAAGUAGCCUGGAUGCGCACACUGUUCUAGAACGGCGGAGGAUUCCAACAACAUAGGUGGAUGUCCUGAACUGUAGAUUUUCUGUGAAGGGACAAUAGGUUUAUCCAGUCACUGGGUGCCUCUGCACCAUGGUGGUUUUAUCCGAUGGCUCUCCCCUGAGCCAGCCAUGCCCCGGGGGACCGGUUCAGGUCGGUUUCUACGAGAUCAUCAGGACGCUGGGGAAGGGAAACUUCGCUGUAGUUAAACUGGCUUGUCACAAAGUCACAAAAACCCAGGUGGCCAUUAAAAUCAUUGAUAAAAAGAGACUGGAGCCCUCUGACCUGAAGAAGAUCUACAGAGAGGUCGAGGUGAUGAAGCUCCUCAACCAUCCACACAUUAUCAAGCUCUAUCAGGUCAUGGAAACUAAGGACAUGUUGUACAUGGUGAUGGAGUAUGCCAGGAACGGAGAGAUGUUUGACUACUUGUUGUCGUCAGGGCGACUGAGUGAGAGUGAGGCUCGCAGGAAGUUCUGUCAGAUCCUGUCAGCGGUGGACUACUGCCACAGCAACCAUAUCGUCCACAGAGACCUGAAGGCUGAGAACCUUCUGCUGGACUCCAACAUGAACAUCAAAGUAGCAGACUUUGGUUUUGGGAACUUCUUCAGUGAAGGACAAUUUCUGUCCACCUGGUGUGGGUCCCCGCCCUACGCCGCUCCAGAGGUGUUUGAGGGGAUUGAGUACGAGGGGCCUCCUCUAGACAUCUGGAGUCUGGGCGUGGUGCUGUACGUGUUGGUGUGUGGCGUCCUGCCCUUUGACGGCCCCUCUCUCCCCGCGCUCAGACAGAGGGUCCGGGAGGGCCGCUUCAGAAUCCCCUUCUACAUGUCCCAAGACUGUGAGAACCUGGUGCGGAGGAUGUUAGUAAUUGAACCGGCCAAGCGGAUCACGGUGGCCCGGAUCAAGAAGCACCGCUGGAUGAAGUCGGACCCCCCGGCCACGGCAGCCCCUCCAGAGAUGCCCCAGCCGACCCCUGCCCCUGAUGCAGAGCCCUGUCUGGGGGAGAAUUACAGCGAGCCGGUACUUGGCCUCAUGCAGACCCUGGGCAUCGACCGGCAGAGGACCAUUGAGUCUCUUCAGAGCAGCAGCUACAACCACUUCUCUGCUAUCUACCGUCUCAUGCUGGAGAAGGUGAAAGAGCUCCGCUCCCUCAGACUGCCCCAGAGCACCGAAAAGGUGACCCCCAACCCUGACCACGACACUCUGCUACCGACCUGCAUUAGUGAUCAGGAUCACCAUGGAAACCAGGGGGAGGAGGAAGAGGAGGGAGGGGCAGCAACCCUCUCCUUAGACCCCUCCCACAGACAUACUCUGGCUGAGGUCUCUGCCAGCCUCCAGCAGUGCAGCCCAUCUUGUGCUGUGGUAAACUCAUCCGACCAAGCUUCCUCAGAUAGUUUCUCCUCUUCCUCCUCUUCCUUCUCUGCCAGUCCCAGCCUGUCCAGCCCAAUUGAGGACCCCUAUAUGUUACUUGUCACCACUGUGGAUGGCCCUGGGACCUAUAGCCCCACAGAGUCCCCCCUGGCCCUGUCCUCUACCGUGCCCAGCACUGUUGAUGGCCCCUAUCAGUUACUGGUCACUACCGGUCAUCUGGCCCUGUCGUCCACCCUGCAGCCCCCUCCCCAGGAUAGCCUCCCCAUACCCAGCUUCCAGGAGGGCCGCCGAGCCUCCGACAUGGACACCGGGGCUCUAACACAAGGUCUGAGGGUGUUCCGCCAGAAGUUGAGGGGGGAGGCCAGCGCCAAGGGCCUGCUGGGACUGAACAAGAUGAAGAGCCCCGGGAUCCGGAACGGAUGGUCCCCCCCAGCCUCUGGCUCUGUACCCUGCCCCCCUGCCUGGGGGGGGCGAGACCUGUCCCACUGUGUCCCCACCACACCUCUGUCAGAGGAGGGAUUCCAGCAGCAGAAAGUGAUCCAGAUUCCACUGUGCCAAUUCCACCCGACCACACCUCUUCCUCCACGCCACCCCACGUCUUCCUCCCCGCCACCACACCUCUUCCUGUCUCCUCCCGUCCCUCCUAAUGUUCCCGCUCCUCCUCGUCCUCCCAUUGCCAUGGUGGCGUCGGCUGGCCACCUCUUGGAGACCCACCUCCAUAUCAGCUCUCCUCGGGUUGAGAACCACACCCCACCCUUCUCUGACACUCCUCACCUCCCUGUUCAGCCCCAGUUCCCCCACCCGAAACCCCAGUCUCAGCCUAAGCUACUGCACCCCCACCCAGAACCCCUGUCUCAACAACUACACCCCCACCCAGACCCCCGGUCUCAACUACUACACCCCUACAUCCACCCCCACAACCACCCAGACCCCCAGUCUCAGCUACAGCAACCCCACUCCCACCCCCACAACUACCCAGACCCCCAGUCUCAGCUACAACAACCCCACUCCCACCCCCACAACUACCCAGACCCCCAGUCUCAGCUACUGCACCCCCACCCCCACAACUACCCAGACCCCCAGUCUCAGCUACUGCACCCCCACCCCCACAACCACCCAGACCUCAAGACUCAACUAUUGCAGCCUCACCCCCACAACCACCCAGACCCCCAGUCUCAGCUACAACAACCCCACUCCCACCCCCACAACUACCCAGACCCCCAGUCUCAGCUACUGCACCCCCACCCCCACAACUACCCAGACCCCCAGUCUCAGCUACUGCACCCCCACCCCCACAACUACCCAGACCCCCAGUCUCAGCUACUGCACCAACUACCCAGACCCCCAGUCCCCACAACUACCCAGACCCCCAGUCUCAGCUACUGCACCCCCACCCCCACAACUACCCAGACCCCCAGUCUCAGCCUCAGUUACUGUAUUCCCACUCUGACCCCCAGCCUCAGCCAAGGCCUUGGGCCAACCACCGCCUCUAUACCCACUCCCAGACCUCCAGGCGGCCCCAGCUCCAGCGCCAGCCACGUUUGCCUCCAUGCCCAGUAG